Thlaspi arvense is the source of this 402-nucleotide messenger RNA. The record is from the annotation of a GenBank genome assembly. Lineage: Eukaryota; Viridiplantae; Streptophyta; Magnoliopsida; Brassicales; Brassicaceae.
AUGGCGAGAUUCACGGUGAAGAUUGCGGCGGUGUUGCUGGCUUUUAUUGUGGCGGCGCCUGGGCCGGAAGUGACGGCGAAGAAGUAUGUAGUCGGCGACAACAAGUCUUGGAAACCCAACAUCAACUACACCAUUUGGGCUCAGGGAAAGCAUUUCUACCUCGGAGACUGGCUCUAUUUCGUGUACGACCGAAACCAGCACAACCUUUUGGAGGUGAACAAGAGAGACUACGAAAGGUGCAUCUCCGACCAUCCUAUCCGAAACUGGACACGUGGAGCUGGGAGAGACGUCGUCACUCUCAAUGUGACCAAGCAUUACUAUCUACUCGACGGAAGGGGUGGCUGUUAUGGCGGCAUGAAGCUUACUGUUAAAGUAGAGAAGAAUCCCCAUUCAAUCUUAUGA